CCGAUUGGUCUUGUUACACUAUACGACUUCACCAUGGCCUCGUCUUCAGCUGCCGGAAAGCUCUCUCGCGAGGAGUAUCGUCGCCAGAAGGACCUCGAUGCCGCCCGUAAGGCCGGAACAGCCCCCGCCGCUCUUGACGAGGAGGGCAGGCCUAUUAACCCUCAUAUUCCUCAGUACAUCUCCCAGGCUCCAUGGUACCUCGACACAGGUGCCCCCUCGCUCAGCCAUCAACGCCGUCCGACAGACGACCGCUCCACCGACAGACUCGACAACUGGUACGACCGCGGUGCAAAGGCUGGGCCCGCCGCUAAAAAGUAUCGCAAGGGCGCGUGCGAAAACUGUGGCGCCAUGACCCACAAGAAGCAAGACUGUCUCGAACGUCCUCGCAGGAAGGGCGCCAAGUUCACCAACAAGGACAUCCAGGCAGACGAAAUUAUUCAGGAUACUACCGCUGGCUAUGCUGCAAAGCGCGAUCGGUGGAAUGGCUACGAUCCGGCGGAGCAUAAGCGUGUGUACGAUGAGUACGAGGCUAUGGAGGCUGCGAGGCAGAAGUUGCGUGAGGAGGAAAUCGACAACCAAACGACGACCGACCUCGCCGCGGCACGCAAGCUUGCCAAGGCGGGAAAAGGGGAGGGGAAAACGACCGAUCCUGACUUCGGCUCGAGUGACGAGGAAGACGACGACGACGAAAAGUAUGCUGACGCCGCUGACGCCGUUGGACAAAAACUCGACACGAAGACCCGUAUCACUGUCCGGAACUUGCGCAUCCGUGAAGAUACUGCCAAAUAUCUAAUGAACUUGGACCCCGACAGUGCAUACUACGAUCCAAAGACGCGUUCCAUGCGUGACGCUCCCAUUCUGAACGUUCCUCCAGAAGAGGCUAAAUUUGCGGGUGACAAUUUCUACCGCUUUUCCGGCGAAGCUCCAGAAGUCCAGAAGCUCCAGUUGUUCGCUUGGAAUGCUGCUUCUGAAGGAAAUGACGUGCACCUGAAUGCCAAUCCCACCCAGGGACAACUUCUGCAUGCCGACUAUCAGGAGACGAAGGAGAAGAUGAAGGAUAUCUCCAAAGUCAGCAUUCUUGCAAAGUACGGUGGCGAGCAGUACUUGGAGAAGGCGCCCAAGGAGCUACUUCAGGGCCAGACAGAGAACUACGUUGAGUAUUCUCGGACGGGCCACGUUAUCAAAGGGAAGGAGCGAGCGAAGGCACGGUCAAAGUACCCAGAAGAUGUAGUGUACAUCAACAACCACACCGAUGUCUGGGGUUCAUACUAUGACAUCGCUUCGGGCACCUGGGGAUAUGCUUGCUGCCACUCGACCCUGCACAUUUCUUACUGUGCUGGCGAGGCUGGCAAGGAAGCUACAUAUGCAUCAUCCGCACAACACCUGCUCGCGUCCGCACCCGAACCUUCGGCACAGCUAACGCAGUCAAAAGAGGAGCCGAAAUCUGAGGAAAAGAUGGAACGGAUUGAGCAGAACUACUCAAAGAAGCGGAUAGGUGAAGGCGAUGUCCAGCUGGACAGGGAACGGCUGGCGGAGGCGAUCAAUGAGGAGAAGAAGCGGAAGGCCAAGGGAGGCGGAGACGACGAUCGGUCCUCGAAGAAGAAGAAGGGACUCGAGAGCGGAUCGCACGAUGUGACGGAGGAGGAGCUGGAGGCGUACCGAAUGAAUCGCCGAAACACGGAGGAUCCUAUGGCAAAUUAUGUGGACACUGAGGACUAUUAGAACGCUUGUACAUAAUCAUAUUAAUGCUGCUAUCACU
Molecule: messenger RNA, 1759 nt
Organism: Coniophora puteana RWD-64-598 SS2
Lineage: Eukaryota; Fungi; Basidiomycota; Agaricomycetes; Boletales; Coniophoraceae
Product: pre-mRNA-splicing factor SLU7
Exons: 5
Coding region: 34-1722 (562 amino acids)
Biological process (GO): mRNA splicing, via spliceosome
Cellular component (GO): spliceosomal complex
Molecular function (GO): pre-mRNA 3'-splice site binding
Source: RefSeq, a predicted model, not a curated record